AUGAAGUAUACCGCUCCUAUCGCCAUUCUGAGCGGCCUGACUGCGGCAGCGCCGCAGUUCGGUGGUCUCGGAGGCGGAUCGGGAAGUUCCACUUCCAAUGAGCUCCUCCAGGGUAGCUGCAAGAAGGUCAUCCUGAUAUUCGCCCGUGCCUCCACAGAGGCGGGGAAUAUGGGUGGAAGUAUGGGCCCGCAGGUGUGCAGUGGACUGAAAUCAGCGUUGAAUAACGACGUGAUUUGCCAAGGAGUCGGCGGGCCUUAUACCGCCGGCUUGAUGGACAAUGUUAAAGCAGAGGGCACCACACAAGAGGCCAUUGGCGAAGCGACGCGCAUGUUCACAACGGCGGAUACGAAAUGCCCGGAUUCCAUCAUCGUUUUCGGAGGCUUCAGCCAAGGGACUGCUGUCAUGCAUGGCUCUGUCAAAGCCCUUCCAAACAACAUUAAGGAGAAAAUUGCAGGAGGCGUUCUCUUUGGAGACACUCGCAACGCGGAAGACAAUGGCCAGGUUCCGAACUUCCCGAAGGACAAGAUCAAGAUCUAUUGCGAGGAGGACGAUGGUGUUUGCGGUCAAGGGCUCAGCGUCACUGGUGGGCAUUUCGUAAGUCUAAGAAAACGGAUGAUCCUGUAA
This is a messenger RNA of Eremomyces bilateralis CBS 781.70, 624 nucleotides long. Its product is annotated as cutinase precursor. The coding region runs from base 1 to 624 and encodes 207 amino acids. Gene Ontology annotation, molecular function: cutinase activity. NCBI's taxonomy places the organism in Eukaryota, Fungi, Ascomycota, Dothideomycetes, Eremomycetales, Eremomycetaceae. The transcript has 4 exons. The record is from RefSeq and is a predicted model, not a curated record. Gene Ontology annotation, cellular component: extracellular region. Gene Ontology annotation, biological process: carbohydrate catabolic process.